Molecule: messenger RNA, 1941 nt
Organism: Pedinophyceae sp. YPF-701
Lineage: Eukaryota; Viridiplantae; Chlorophyta; Pedinophyceae
Source: the annotation of a GenBank genome assembly
AUGGCGCUGAAGCUGCAGGCCGCCGACGGCGUCAAGGUCUAUUGCGUGUCGGGCGGAAAAAAGCUUCCGGACUGGGUCAACGAGAAGAAACGACAGAAGACCGUGAAGAAGGAUGAGGAGCUGCGGCGUCGCAUCGACCUCAUUCAGGACCUCAGCUUCCCGGCGAGCUGCCAGCGCGUCAAGGCCUCGCGCGACGGGGACUACCUCGCCGCCGCGGGCGUCCACCCGCCGCAGCUCAAGGUGUACGAGCUCGGCCAGCUGUCGAUGAAGUUCAAGAGGCACCUGGACUCGGAAAUCGUCGACUUCCAGCUCCUCGAAGACGACUACGGGAAAAUGGCCAUCCUCUGCGCCGACCGCUCCGUCCAGUUCCACGCCAAGUACGGCAAGCACUACGCCACGCGCUUCCCCCGCCAGGGACGCGAUCUCACCUACCUCCCCUUCUUAGCAGACCUCGUCGUCGUCGGGAGCGCCCCCGAGGUGUACCGGCUGUCGCUCUCCGAGGGGCGGUUCCUCACUCCGCUGCCGUCGCGGUCGCCGGCGAUCAACGCGUGCGGCUGGUCGGGCGCGCACGGCCUCCUGGCGUGCGCGGGCGAGGACGGCGCGCUCGAGUGCUUCGACCCGCGCGCGCCCCGCGCCGUGGGCUGCCUGGACGCGGCGGCGGCGAGCGGCGCAUCGGGCGCGCAGCUGACCGCGCUGCGGUUCGACGCGUCCGGCAUGCGCGUGGCGACGGGCACGUCGACGGGCCUGGUGUCGGUGUUCGACCUGCGUUCGAGCAAGCCCGUGGUCACCCGCGACCACAUGUACGGCGAGCCAAUCAUAGACAUCAAGUGGCACGAGCACGGCGCGGACGACGAGCGCGGCGCGGUCGGCAGCGGGCGGCGCAUCGUGUCGACCGACGCGCGCAUCUGCAAGAUCUGGGACGCCUCGGACGGGUCCCCGUUCACCAGCAUUCAGCCCGCGGACAAGUCCGGCGACGUGCAGGACUGCUGCGUGUUCGCGCGGAGCGGCCUGGUGAUGCUCGCGUGCGACUCCUCGCUCGUGCAGUCGUUCUUCGUCCCGUCGCUCGGCCCCGCGCCGCCGUGGUGCAGCUUCCUGGAGGCGCUCACCGAGGAGCUCGAGGAGACCGCGGCGCCGACGCUGUACGACGACUACCGCUUCGUGACGCGCGCCGAGGUCAAGCGGCUCGGGCUCGCGCACCUCGUGGGCACGUCGCUCCUCCGGGCGUACCUGCACGGGUUCUUCGUCGACAACCGCCUGUACCACAAAGCGACCAACCUCGCCAACCCAUUCGCGUACGAAGAGUACAGGAAGAAGCGGGUGCAGGAGAAGCUGGACGCCGAGCGCAAGAGCCGCAUCUCGGUGGUGCGCAAGCUGCCGAAGGUCAACGCCAAGGUGGCGGCGCGCGCCAUGGCCGCGCAGGGCAAGCAGCGCGCGGAGGGCGACGCGGCGGAGGGCGCGGCGCCGAACGUGCUGGAGGACGACCGGUUCGCGGCGAUGUUCCAGGACCCCGACUUCGCGGUGGACGAGGAGUCGAAGGAGUACCAACUGCUGCACCCUGGAAAGAAGGGGUCUGCGCGCGCGGAGGCGGAGGACGCGCUGCUGGAGGAGCACUUCCAGGAGCUGUCGAGCGAGGAAGACGCACCGGAGGACGAGCGACGCUGGGCGAAGGAACGCAAGAGCGGCGUGCCGCGGAUGCUCGUGGCGAAGGAGGACGCGAACGUGGACGCGUUCCGCGCGGGCCGGUCGCUGGCGGCGGAGCGGGAGGUGGCGCUGGAGGACAGGUUGGCUCAGGAGGGACGGGACGUGCAGCGGCGGGUGGCGCGCGGCGGGGCGCAGGAGAUGACGUUCACCAUCGGGGGGAAGGGCGAGGGUGCGGACGGCGCUGGCGGGGCGGCCGCGAAGCGCGCAGGGGGCAAGAAGAAGUCGCGGAGAGGGCGAUGA